AAAUAAACUGCUGAUGGAAAGGUUAAACCUAAAACAAGAACAAGAAGGGCACGUGCUAAAGAAGCGACACAAGGGGGAAGAACAAGAUUUUGACCCACUUACUGGGUCACCAGAAGAAUGAACCUUGAUCUUCCCUUGCACAGAAGACUCCUAAAGUACAACUGAACGGUGGCGUUUAAGUCCGGAAUAUAGAGGCUUAGGGACCGAUGAACCAGCCACGGCUGCACGACCUGCACUCCGGGCUCCUGCAGGGCCCGCGCUGCGCCCCGGCCCAGGGCCUGGCCUUGCCCCGCAUCACGCCGAGCCCGGGGCUUCGCUCCCCCGCGACCUGCCCUGGGAGCUUCCCGGGGGGAGGGACGCGCUGGCCCGGCGCCAGGGUCCCUCGGCGGGGCCGCCCUGCGCGUGCAGAGAAGGCGGGGCCGCAGCCACGGGGCUCCCUGGCAGACCUCUUCGGCUCCUUUCCCAGUCGCGGGGCAGAGCCCGGUGCCAGCGCUGGAAACGCGAGAACAGAUCCUGUUUGUUGCCCCUCUGUCAUCUUAUUCUUAGUUAUAAAUCAUGGGGGAUGAGGAUAAAACAGUUAAACAUGAAGAUUUGGAACCAUCCACAGGGGUGAAUCACACAGCCUCUGCGUAUCAACAAACACAGGAGGAACCUGUUACAAACCAAAUAAGAUUAGAUGAAAGUGAAUCAACUGAAGGAAGUAGUGGUAUGACCAGCAGUGAGAAAAGACUACAAGAAACAUCAACUGAAUCAAAUCAUUUGCAAAGACUAAGGCAAACAUUUGCUUGCCCUCCACAUGGCUUACUGGAUAAAGUAAUAACAAAUGUUACCAUGGUUGUUCUCCUGUGGGCUGUAGUUUGGUCAAUCACUGGCAGUGAAUGUCUUCCUGGAGGAAACCUGUUUGGUAUUAUAAUCCUUUUCUAUUGUGCCGUCAUCGGAGGCAAACUUUUUGGGUUCAUCAAGUUACCUACGUUGCCUCCACUGCCUCCUCUUCUUGGCAUGCUGCUUGCUGGGUUUCUCAUAAAAAAUAUCCCUGUCAUCAAUGAUAAUGUACAGAUCAAGCACAAGUGGUCCUCUGCUUUGAGAAGCAUAGCCCUGUCUAUCAUAUUGGUUCGUGCUGGCCUUGGGCUUGAUUCAAAGGCCCUGCAGAAGUUGAAGGGUGUUUGUAUGCGAUUAUCCGUCGGUCCUUGUCUUGUGGAGGCAUGCACGUCCGCUCUUCUUGCCCACUUCCUAAUGGGUUUACCAUGGCAAUGGGCAUUUAUACUGGGUUUUGUUGUAGGUGCUGUCUCUCCAGCUGUCGUGGUGCCUUCAAUGCUCCUUUUGCAGGAAGGAGGUUAUGGUGUUGAAAAAGGUGUCCCAACCUUACUCAUGGCAGCUGGCAGCUUCGAUGACAUUCUGGCCAUCACUGGCUUCAACACGUGCUUAGGCAUGGCCUUUUCCACAGGCUCCACACUGUUUAAUGUCUUCAGAGGAGUUUUGGAGGUGCUGAUUGGUGUGGCAGCUGGAUUUCUUCUUGGAUUUUUCAUUAAGUACUUUCCAAGCAGUGACCAGAGCAAACUCGUAUGGAAGAGAGCCUUCCUUGUCCUGGGGCUCUCUGUGCUAGCGGUGUUCAGCAGCACGUACUUGGGUUUCCCUGGGUCCGGAGGACUCUGCACAUUGGUCAUGGCUUUCCUUGCAGGCCUGGGAUGGGCCAGCAAAAAGGCAGAGGUUCAAAAAAUUAUUGCAGUUGCCUGGAACAUCUUUCAGCCCCUUCUCUUUGGUCUGAUUGGAGCAGAGGUAUCUGUUUCAUCUCUCAGACCAGAAACUGUAGGCCUUUGUGUUGCCACCUUGGGCAUUGCAGUAUUGAUACGAAUUUUGACUACAUUUCUGAUGGUGUGUUUUGCUGGUUUUAACAUAAAAGAAAAGAUAUUCAUUUCUUUUGCAUGGCUUCCGAAGGCCACAGUCCAGGCUGCAAUAGGAUCUGUAGCUUUGGACACAGCAAGAUCACAUGGAGAUAAACAGUCAGAAGAAUAUGGAAUGGACGUGCUGACCGUGGCGUUUCUGGCCAUCCUCAUCACAGCCCCAAUUGGAAGCCUACUGAUUGGCUUGCUGGGCCCCAGGCUUCUCCAGAAAGCUGACCAUCAAAACAGAGAUGAGGAAGUUCAAGGGGAGACUUCUAUACACCUUUAGAGGUGAAAGGAAAGAAUGCUGAAUAUGAGGAUUAGAAAGCUGCUAACAGAGGCUACUUUUAUCAAGAUGAAUCCUGAAAUAUGUAAUGUGUAAGCUUAAAAUGAAUAGAACCAAAAGUGUGACUAUUUCUUUAAACAGCAUUUUUAGCCAUUACCCUUUCCAUGUGGAUGGUGAUGUUCUGCAUCUCCAACCUGAUCUCUCUACCUUAUUAUUUUUUAAAAACACCCCUUCAUCAUAUAUCUCAAUUUGUACAGGGGCAUAUACACUUGAAUGUGCUACCACAAUUUAAAAUUCACCUGGGAAAGACCAGGUUUGGAAUCCUGU
Myotis daubentonii (Daubenton's bat) is the source of this 2493-nucleotide messenger RNA. RefSeq names its product solute carrier family 9 member B2 (gene SLC9B2). Lineage: Eukaryota; Metazoa; Chordata; Mammalia; Chiroptera; Vespertilionidae. Gene Ontology annotation, biological process: proton transmembrane transport. The record is from RefSeq and is a predicted model, not a curated record. Gene Ontology annotation, molecular function: antiporter activity. Gene Ontology annotation, cellular component: membrane.